Messenger RNA from Nicotiana tabacum (common tobacco), 1019 nucleotides. NCBI's taxonomy places the organism in Eukaryota, Viridiplantae, Streptophyta, Magnoliopsida, Solanales, Solanaceae. The record is from RefSeq and is a predicted model, not a curated record.
UAAAGGUGGACCUUCCUUUUCAACCUUUUUUUCCCCUGCCUCGACUCUUCGCGUCUUCUUCUCCCUCCACGCCAUUAACAAACCCAGCACCCUCUCUUAUCUUCAAAACCCUAAAUCAUCACUCAAAAUCUCCCUUAAACCCUUUUAUAAAAAGCACUAAACUUUACCCAAUUUCCUAAUACACUUUUUUUAAAAUAUUUGCAUACAUUACAGUACUCCAUUUAUAGCAAAGACUCAAACUUUCUACUGCUAAACCCACUUCUUUGACUUUUAGGAUCUUUGAGGAUCCAUUUUCUCUUGUGGGCCGUUCAAUUUUUUGCAAAAAGAAAAUGGCUGCAAAUCGGAGACGGGUAGGAGAUGAUCGGUUUUAUAGUCCGCCGGCAAUGAGGAAGCAGCAAAAAUUGAAAGCAGCCAAGUCAAGAAUUGAAGCGGAGAGUAGAACCGAGUCUGAUGACGGAGCAUCCUCAACGGCGUCGUUUUCGUCGAUUAGAGUUGAGAAUUUGACCAAUUUGGAUCGCUUCUUGCAGCAUACCACUCCUAAAGUUCCUGCUCAAUUUUUUCCCAAGACAAUCAUGAAAGGGAUGAGAAAUCUUGACAAUGAUCCGCAGCCCUACUUCAUCUUGGGUGAUCUUUGGGAGUCUUUUGGGGAAUGGAGUGUGUAUGGGGCAGGAGUUCCUCUGGUUUUAAAUCAGAGUGAUUGCGUUGUCCAGUAUUAUGUGCCAUAUUUGUCUGGGAUUCAACUUUAUGUAGACCCUUCGANUCUCCAUUAUGCAAUAGAUGUUACUGAUUCUGGCUCAAUUGUAAUUGUCCUCUUAAAUGUUCGCUUGAGAAUGUUCAUUUUAAUUUGUUGGUGCAUUUGGUUGUGGAUUACUAGUAUGGAUCAGCUGCAUUUUCUUUCAAAUAGCAAUCUUGGGCUUAAAUUUUUUCCAGGAGACCAGGUGAAGAAAGUGAUUCUGAUUCUCUCAGGGAGACAAGUAGUGAUGACAGUAGUGAAUAUGGAGCUGGAGCUUCAAGGGUAG